Molecule: messenger RNA, 1038 nt
Organism: Triticum turgidum subsp. durum (durum wheat)
Lineage: Eukaryota; Viridiplantae; Streptophyta; Magnoliopsida; Poales; Poaceae
Source: the annotation of a GenBank genome assembly
AUGGCCUGGUUUUCAAGGCCAACAUGGCAACAGGAUCCAGAAGAGUGGCCUCUCAUUGCACCUUUGCCUUCUUACGGGCGCGGAAGGGAAAGAUUAGGACCGCGCCACAUUAGCCUCAUACAUGGGCAAGAUCUAAAUGAUGUUGUUAUUACUGGUAGCAAUGGGACCAUUGAUGGCCAAGGCCGGAUGUGGUGGGAGCUAUGGUGGAACCGGACUUUGAACCACACAAGAGGUCAUCUCAUCGAGCUCGUGAAUUCAACCAACGUCCUGAUCUCCAAUGUCACCCUACGCAACUCCCCAUUUUGGACAGUGCAUCCGGUCUAUUGCAGAAACGUGGUGAUAAAGGAUUUGACUAUACUAGCUCCCCUGAAUGCUCCAAACACUGAUGGCAUUGAUCCAGACUCAAGUUCAGAAGUUUGUAUCGAGGACUGCUAUAUCGAAAGUGGAGAUGACCUGGUUGCUGUCAAGAGUGGUUGGGAUCAGUAUGGGAUAUCUGUAGGCAAACCCAGCUCAAACAUUAUCAUCCAGCGGGUUUCAGGCACCACACCUACGUGCUCCGGUGUGGGUUUCGGAAGUGAGAUGUCGGGUGGGAUAUCAAACGUGCUUGUCCGCGACCUGCACAUAUGGAACUCUGCUUCCGCGGUGAGGCUAAAGACCGAUGUGGGGCGUGGCGGGUACAUAACCAACAUCACCAUCGCCAAUGUGACGAUGGAGAAGGUCAAGGUGCCAAUAAGGUUCAGCCGGGGUUCAGAUGACCACUCGGACGACAAGUAUGACCGAACAGCGCUACCGAUGAUCAGUGACAUUCAUAUUGUUGACAUUGUUGGUGUGGAUGUGCAGCGCGCACCGAUGCUGGAGGCGGUGCACGGCGCGGUUUACGAGGGGAUAUGCUUCAGAAACGUUAGCCUGACAGCGAUAAGGCGUCAGAUACGGUGGCAAUGCGAAUCUGUGUACGGAGAGGCGCAUGAAGUUUUCCCUGCACCUUGUGAAGAAUUGAGGAAUAAUGGAUCUUCUUCUUCUUGGUGUGGCCUUCCCUGA